AUGGCAGGGGGUUUUGGAGCGGCAACGGGGGGCAAAGAAUUCGAAGCGAAGAUCACUACACUUGUGAUCAUUUCUUGCAUAAUGGCCGCUACUGGGGGCCUUAUGUUUGGCUACGAUGUUGGUAUUUCAGGGGGUGUUACAUCGAUGCCCGAAUUUCUGAAGGAGUUCUUUCCAGUAGUCUAUAAAAAUCAACAAAUUCCAGGACUUGCAGGAAAUUACUGCAAAUACGAUAAUCAAGGGCUGCAAUUGUUCACAUCUUCAUUGUAUCUUGCUGCUUUAAUAGCAACCUUCUUUGCGUCAUACACAACUAAAACACUAGGUCGAAAGAUUACCAUGUUGAUUGCUGGGAAUUUAUUUUUAGUUGGAACAGCUUUUAAUGCUGCAGCUGUUAACCUUCCAAUGCUUAUUGUUGGGAGGCUUUUACUUGGUUGCGGAGUUGGUUUUGCUAACCAGGCAAUUCCACUAUUUCUUUCUGAGAUUGCACCCACAAGAAUUCGUGGGGCACUCAAUAUACUCUUCCAGCUCAAUAUCACCAUUGGCAUUCUUGUUGCAAACUUGAUCAAUUAUGGUACAGCGAAACUUGCGCACGGAUACGGAUGGAGAAUAUCGUUGGGUUUGGCUGGGAUUCCGGCACUUCUGUUAACCGUGGGGUCUCUUGUUGUGGUAGACACUCCUAACAGUUUGAUCGCACGAGGUAAAUUGGAGGAAGGAAAAGCAAUUCUUAGAAGGAUUCGUGGUGCUGAUAAUGUUGAUCCAGAAUACUCAGAAAUUGUUGAGGCAAGUCGUGCGGCCGCAGAAGUGAAAAAUCCUUUCCAAAACCUCCUUAAGCGAAGGAAUAGGCCUACUCUGGUCAUUGCAAUUAUGAUGCAGAUCUUCCAACAAUUCACAGGCAUCAACGCUAUCAUGUUUUAUGCUCCAGUUUUGUUCCAGACCUUGGGAUUUAAGAGUGAUGCUUCCCUAUACUCAGCUGUUAUAACUGGACUAGUCAAUGUCCUCUCAACUCUUGUAUCAGUCGUCUUUGUGGAUAAAGCUGGUCGCCGAAUGCUUUUGAUCGAAGCUGGGGUUCAAAUGUUCCUUUCUCAAAUGGGAGUUGCAAUAGUGAUGGGACUCAAAGUUAAGGAUCAUUCUAACAACCUCGGACAUGGCUUGGGAGUUCUUGUGUUGGUUUUCGUAUGCAGCUUUGUGGCAUCAUUUGCAUGGUCGUGGGGACCCCUUGGGUGGUUGAUCCCUAGUGAGACAUUCGCCGUUGAAGCUCGCUCUGCUGGCCAAAGUGUGACUGUUAGUACUAACAUGCUCUUCACAUUUGUCAUAGCACAGGCCUUCCUCUCAAUGCUGUGUCACAUGAAGUUUGGGAUAUUUAUUUUCUUCUCGGGUUGGGUCUUGGUCAUGACACUCUUUACGAUCUUCUUUAUUCCUGAGACCAAGAAUAUCCCCAUUGAUGAGAUGAAUGAUCAAGUGUGGAAGAAACACUGGUAUUGGAAAAGAUACAUGAAUGACUUCCAAGAUGGACCAAAUGGAAAAUAUCCUCAAGUUUAA
This is a messenger RNA of Rosa rugosa (rugosa rose), 1536 nucleotides long. Its product is annotated as sugar transport protein MST4-like. NCBI's taxonomy places the organism in Eukaryota, Viridiplantae, Streptophyta, Magnoliopsida, Rosales, Rosaceae. Gene Ontology annotation, molecular function: monosaccharide transmembrane transporter activity. The record is from RefSeq and is a predicted model, not a curated record. The coding region runs from base 1 to 1536 and encodes 511 amino acids. The transcript has 5 exons. Gene Ontology annotation, biological process: monosaccharide transmembrane transport. Gene Ontology annotation, cellular component: membrane.